Molecule: messenger RNA, 1652 nt
Organism: Neolamprologus brichardi
Lineage: Eukaryota; Metazoa; Chordata; Actinopteri; Cichliformes; Cichlidae
Source: RefSeq, a predicted model, not a curated record
UGUGUUCUGUGUGUAUAACUGAAGGUUGCACUAGUUUGGUCUUGAAUUUUGAGUGCGUAGUCUUUUUUUUCAUAAAACCCGAAGCUCGUCUACCGGAUCAAAGCAGGAGACAUUGCCCCUAAAACUAUCGGACUGAUUCGGAGAGUGCCUCUGUUCCACUAAAUUAAGACUAAAAGGUCAACCUUCCGUGUACGCACAGAACAUGGAUGACAUCAUCCGCACAGUCUUUACGGCUGUGCUAUGGACCCUUUCCUCAUCCCAUGAAUACCACAAAAACAUCACAAUUAAAUCUGGACAGAACAUCACUCUGCCAUGUCGAGCUUCAAACACAUCCUUCAUAGCUGUAGAGUGGAGCAGAUUUGACUUAAAGCCAGAAUAUGUACUUUUAAACCGCGACGGGCACUUUGACCCACACAGCCAGCAUUUAUCUUUUAUGAAUCGAGUUGAUCUGCAGGAGAGAAAAAUGAAGGAUGGAGAAGUGUCUUUGAUUCUGAAGGACAUGACGACUGAUGACACUGGAACGUACGAGUGUCGUGUCUUCAUGGAAGAAACACGCUUGUGGAAAUCCAUCAGCAUCAUCACCCUGAGAGUUGUUGAUCCUCCAGGUCCGCCAGUAGAGAAUCGACUUGUGGGACUGAUCAUUGGAGUCAUCGUUGGUCUGUCAGCUGUGGUGAUUUUUGUGGCCUUUGUCAUGCAUAAAAAUCCGGAAAAAAGACAAAACAUAUUUCUUGUUCCAUCUUGUCACGAACGGAUACGACAUUGUUUCUGUAGACGAGCAGAGGCUCAUGUAACAUCGGCAGUAAUAUAAUUUCCCUUCCUCUUCCCUUUCCCUUUUCAUCCCCCUCUUUGAAUUGCCACCUUAUCGUGGUGGAGGGGUUUGUGAGCUCAGACGAUCCUGGGAGCUGAGUUGUCUGGAGCGUUCAGCUCCUGGUAGGGUCUCCCAUGACAAACAGGUCCCAGGUGAUGAGCCAGACUAAGAGCAAUUCAAAAAAAAACAUUGUACUGUUUGUACCAAUCAUGUGGACAACAGCUAAAUCUGAUUUAGUGACUUAAUGUCACCUAAGACAUGAUUGCGGGUUAUAAAAACCUGUGAUAAUGAAAGGACAAUAUGUAACUGUUAAAUGUAAUAAAAAUGAUUUAGACUUGAAACACCAGACCACACAACUCUGUACGAACACACCAACAUUUUGGCUGGUUUGGACCAGGUAAAGACAACAUUCUGUAUCCUGUAAAUUCAGCUGUCAUAUUAACAGAACACUGAAAGUAUACCUGCUUUCUAUAGACUGGGGCACUUCAGGCUAAAUUAUGUGUUCACUGCAUCUAAAAAACAAUAAUGAUGCUAUGUGUUUAUUAUCAGGUCAUUUGUAUGUUCAUGUCAGUAAGAAAUGGAAUCAAAAUUCUUAGAUUAGCAUUUAUGUACAGUUUAAUGUUUUAUUGUUGCUGUGCACUGAAAGCAGCAGUUUGGAAAUCAGAUUGUUGUUUAAACUUUACUUGGUGAAAUGUGUGUGGUGUGGGGUUUUUUUUUUUUGUUUUGUUUUGUUUUGUUUUUUUUCCUCCUCUUCAGUACUUUGUGUGAUCCUGUACUGACUGUGAUCAGUGUGACUGGAGCCAUGGUUGGUUUGCAGAACUGUUAAUAAAAGCUGUUUGUUGCA